GGUCUGAGUGAUGUUUGUGUGCUGGGAUUAGUUUUCGAUAUCAACCAUGAUGAAAGUGAUGGAUCUUCUGAUAGCUUUCUAACAGUCACUUUUAAUAGUGCCCUGAAAAUUGCCAAUAUAAAUGAUUUUUUGAUCCUUACAUUAAAAAAUGGUCAACGUUGGACGCCCACAGCGGUAGCUGUUUUAAUUUCCCUUACAUCGAAUAAUUUUAAAUUUUCAAGAAUGGCGCAAUUAACAACCGGUGUUAAUCCCAUACUGCAGGAUGAGGAUUUGAGUUGGCCAGAUACUAAAAUGGGGAGCAGAUGCGAUAUUUCAUACAAAUUUAAAAUUAUUGGUGAAAUAGCUGAAUGCGCUGUACGGCCAAGCAUUAGUGAACCAUACAGGGUGGUGAAUCUGAGCGAAGGCUAUGUAAAUUUUGAUGAAAUUUAUCAUUUCUAUCAUAUCAAAAGGAAGCCAAUCGCUGAAUCUCGACGAGAAAUUAUUGAAAAAUUCAUGGAUAAUUGCGAGAAGCUAUUGAAAGAGCUUGAAUUUGAACGAAAGAAAGAGACAAUGAAGUGGCCACUGUAUAUGUACACACUUACUUUGCUGGAGUUGAAGCCAGUGGAAAUGCACGAGGAAAUUUUGCAUAAUCUUGAGCUACUGGCAAAAGAAAUUGAUGCGCAACGCUGUGGAAUGUAUGAAGAUAUGGCCAGAAAUUUACAAAUCAACGAAAAAUUGCGACAGAAAUUUGGCAAUGGAUUGCUCAUUGAUACGCUUUUCAAAAAGACAGAUGACGGUCCUCCUGUUGGAGAACUGAAUUUGGAAAAUAUGGGAUUGAAAAGCAUUGAACACCUAAAAUAUUUGUCAUCUUUUAUCGUUCGAUUGAAUCUCAGUGGAAAUCGAUUCACCGACGUGCAGCAUUUCAAGUCAUUCCGACGUUUAACUCAUCUAGUACUGGACAGGAAUCCUUUAUCGAGGUUUUCUUUCUUUCAUAUAGGCAUUUUUUAUGGGAUUAUUACUUCCCUCCUUCUCCAUCUCCCCUUCACACUUCUCCCUCUCCAGCAGCUCGAGCAAAAUUGGUUCCUGUGCCGAGACUACGAUAAUUGUGAGAAGCACUUCUAUCUCAUCCUGAUUUUUCGAAGUCUCUGA
Molecule: messenger RNA, 1128 nt
Organism: Gongylonema pulchrum
Lineage: Eukaryota; Metazoa; Nematoda; Chromadorea; Rhabditida; Gongylonematidae
Source: the annotation of a GenBank genome assembly